UCUCAUGUCGAUACUCAUCAAUGGCUGAGGCAUUGAGUACAAAACCGUCUACAGCGUUAAGGAAUAGAGCUUCCAUGGCGAACCGUACCCAGUCACCGACCAGUCCGCUAUUCGUUCUGGGCUCCAACGACGACCAGCUCGAACGCGCCCAGGCACGCGCCGCACGCGCCGCAGCCAAUCGUCGCAAAGCGGCUACAGUUUCCGCUCCUUCUUCUCCGCCUAGCGAUCCUUGUCUCAGUAGAGAACAGAUUAUCGACCUCUUCCAGAACUGCAUCAAACUCGCCAGCGAAAAUAAAAUAAACCAGAAGAACACGUGGGAGCUUAAGCUUAUAGAUCAUCUUAGCGAGAUUAUUAAAGUUGAAGCCGAAAAUGACACAGAGACUAAUUUCCAGAAGGCAAGUUGCACACUGGAAGCAGGGGUGAAAAUUUAUGCGGUGAGGGUGGAUUCAGUGCAUGCUGAGGCAUAUAAGGUCCUAAGUGGGAUGAAUCGAGCCAGUCUGGAAGACGAACAAGAAACUACUAGGGGGGAUGACAAUGUCAACAACGAGCAGAGUAGGGGUCAGUCUAAGAAAGAGUUGGAGAGGAAGACAUCACCACUGUCGACAUUGGAAUCCUCCUUUGAAGCUCUGAAUGUAAAGAAGUUUGAUGUUGCAUUCACGGUCGAUCCUCUAUAUCACCAAUCAUCUGCACAGUGUGAUGAAGGUGGAGCCAAGGGUCUGCUAUUAAAUAACCUUGGAGUAUAUGGAGGAUGCCAGGUGAUUUUUGAUUCUUACGAAGUUCCAGGGAUGUGCAGAUCAUGUUCAUUGCAUAGUAAUCCCUCAGAUUUGAUUGAUCUCUCUUUUGCCAAAGAAUCUAUUCAGGAGAUGGUGGUGAACAUGCUUGCAAAGAAUGAAAUUUCUCCUACUCUCAAGGAGAUGCUUUGCCAAUUUGAAGAAAAUAAUCAGCGGUCAUCACAAGAUUUUAAUAUAGGCCAAAAUUCAGAUCUCAAAAUGGAUGGCUUUGAUGAUAAAGAAGUUGAGUGGGACAUUUCAUCUGGGAACUAUGACACAUGGACCAUUGAUCAUGAUGAUGAUAUAGGUGUUGAUCAUGAGAAUAGAAGUUUUGGAGAUCCUACAUUUCAAAGUCAUCAUGAGGGUAAUAACUCUGGUACAUCAUAUGAAGCUGAUGUAGGUGACAGAUUUGAGAGAGUUUCUGCGUUUUUGUUUCAAGGUUUGGGAUUGAAUUCAAAGAAAAAUGCAUGGGCUGGUCCUGAUCACUGGAAAUAUUGGAGGCCUAAGGGUUCAGAGGAAGCUCCUGCGACUCAAAGCAAACCAACUACUAAGAGAACAAAGAAAAAGGACCAUAAGGAGGUCGACCUUGAUUUCACAACAUCUCUAUACAAAGAAUUUCCAGACAUCUUUGCUCCCCCAAAAAAUUCCAAGUCUUUACUCCUACCUGCAAAUACAGUACCUUGUAGUAACAGGCUUCCAGAAGAUUGCCAUUAUCAACCUGAGGAUCUUGCCAAGUUGUUUCUCCUUCCAGAUGUUCUGUUCUUUGGGAAGAGAAGACGGCAUCAUACAGAUGAUAAUUUGUGGGAACAAAGUAAUAAUUUUGAUGAAGUAUUUCCAUCAUGGGACAACGAGAGUGUGUGUAGUGGCCAAUAUGGUGAUAGAUGUGUUCAUAGCAAUGUGGAAGACACGGACACACUUGUCUCCCAACCUCGUCAGGUAAGCAAAAUUGAAGUGCAGUAUGAUAGAACUUCAAAACGAGUUGAUGUUCAUGCAUUGAAGGAAACUCUGUGGGGUCAUAUGCAAGAAUCUGCGGAAGUUCCUUCAGCAGAAUUGAAAGACACCAUAUCCUUCAAGCAUAUACUGGUCACCUUUCCCGUCAACUGCCGAGCUGCGGUGCCUGAGGAUAUCUCGCCCCAUUUGUGUUUCAUCUGCCUUUUGCAUUUGGCUAAUGAGUAUGGGUUAAGCAUACAUGACUGCCCAAGUUUAGACGACUUGAGCAUUCAUCUUCCGUCUCGUUUAAACUCAGAUGGGGUGGAACAGCCUUCAUCGUAGCCAAAGAAGCAGUGUACAUUUGAUAUGUGGAUAUUUCAAGCUAGCAUGCCUUCACCACAUGCAAGUCACUAGGGCCUAUUGAGCGUUGGUCAAAGAAAUGUAAGUCUAUUUCAGUUGCCUUGAUUCUCAUCUUUUGUCGCAUGAUGGUUUGUUGAUUUUGAGCAUGCCCCCAACAUUGCCUUAAGCUUAAUUCAGCGUCUCUAUAUGUUGUUCAUUGUGUCUUUUGUGAAUAAUGAUAUGAAAUACUAGCUCCCGACGUAUGUUCGCUUCUAGUUUAACAAACUGCAAACCAUUUUGUCAAUUAUUGAAUUUGAGAAUGUAUGCAAGGUGAGACGGGACUGUAGUUUCAUGGGACCAA
This is a messenger RNA of Prunus mume (Japanese apricot), 2400 nucleotides long. RefSeq names its product condensin complex subunit 2-like. Lineage: Eukaryota; Viridiplantae; Streptophyta; Magnoliopsida; Rosales; Rosaceae. The record is from RefSeq and is a predicted model, not a curated record. Gene Ontology annotation, cellular component: condensin complex. Gene Ontology annotation, biological process: mitotic chromosome condensation. Gene Ontology annotation, molecular function: chromatin binding.